Prorocentrum cordatum is the source of this 2108-nucleotide messenger RNA. Lineage: Eukaryota; Dinophyceae; Prorocentrales; Prorocentraceae. The record is from the annotation of a GenBank genome assembly.
GGCCCCAAGACAUGCUCAGAUGGCCUCCGUAGCCAUUGGGGCUCAAGCCGUUUCGGCUUUCCCGGGUCCGCAGCGUGUUCAUCAUUUUCAGGGGCGUCCUUCCCAGUUGCGGUAGCUGCCAGGCGGCAAAAUCGCAAUGAUAAUGAUGUUCACAUAUUCUGUUCUUUUCAUCCAAGGCGCGUGCACCACUACACCCAACUGGGGCCCUGGCUUCAUACCCUCGCAGCUCGACAAUAUGAAUGGACAUUACCCGUUCUCGGCCACGCCUGGAGGAAAGUCGAACAUGCUCCCAGAGCGUUACAGGGACUACCCUGGAGGCGUUGAGUGUUUUGAUGUUUACUCACCUCCAAUGACGACGCUUUACUCACAGGUGUGGUGGAAGCCAUUGCCACCUGUUGACCUGCCCGCAGACAUCAUCAAGAAAUACAGCGGAAAAGGGAUGGCCAUCGUGGGUUGGGAGAUCGACCAGGUGCGGCGAACUGCAAAUGGUGACGUCUCGGUGCCCAUCUCUGCAUCUUACAACCACCAUUACGGUUCCACGAUCAUAGGAGCUGGAGUUCGUUUUCGCAAGGUCGUGCUCGAUGGCCCCAACGACCCUCACCUGAAGGACACCGCAAAACACGAGGCUGGUUGCGGCAAACUGCCGUGGGACCAACCGCGAUACAUCGUCGAAGGACCGGAGCUGUCCCCUCGGGGGCUUCCCACCAGGCAGGGGAUCCAGAGCGGCAACGGUGGCGAGUACCGCAAGACUUACCACGGCUUCGCGCCAGGACACGCUGUGGUCGUGGAUUCCCCCACGUCCAUCCAGAUUACUCCGAUGCAGAUCGACACUUGGAAUCGGGACGAGAUGAAUAUCUCUGGCCCGUUGCCUCCGAAAUUCGUGCCUGGGCCAGAGCCGCGUGCGUCACUGGCGCCGCGGGAUGGCGCAAUGCACAGUGGUCUUCUCGAGUGUCCCAUGACAACCCGCCUUGCCAAGGUGGUCGACACAGCAACGUACGUUACUGUCAGCGAGGGCAUGUGCGAGGAGCCCAUCGCAACUUUUCAGGAGUGCUUUCAGGCGGCAGCCGUCCUGCUUGGCGCGAACACUGUUCACUGGAACGAGACGGGCAAAGACUCGAGCAGACCAGCCGGCUGCUCUGCAAUCAAUGCGGGGGGAACCGGUGUUGGCGUGUUCUUCAACGACGUCGCAUUGGCUGCGGCAUGUUCGGCGGAGGCACGCUGCGUGUGCCCCAGGGACCCCACGCCGUUCGGGCAGGCUAGAGGGGCCUUGCUGUACCAGCCCACGAAUCAGUCUGCCGACGUGGGUGCCGGGAAGGCUGCGUACUUUGACCGGAAGUGCGCGGCGUGGCCUGCGACCAAUCUUCUCGACCAGAAGAAUCCGACUUGCGAUAUUCGCUAUUACCGCGGCGGGCAAUGGGCAUGUAAUCACAUGUGGUCGCUUCUCGAUGCUGACCAAGAGAUACCUUGGACAGACCGCCCGCUUACCUUCCAUCACAAGUACCGCUUCUGGGUGCAGCCAUACAGAGCGCAGUACCACGCGCGCCUGAGUCUGGGGGAGUCGGUCGGCUCCGCGCUGCUGGUAGGAUCGCCGUGGGAGUACGAUGUCCCGAAGUGUGCCAAGGGUAUCCCUGGAUGCGAGCUGGUUGAUGGAACAUGGAUCCACACGAUCAGCGGCAGCAUGAUGGGUAGACACGUCUUUGUCACUCUCAAUAACCACUGCCACGCGCCAACUUGUUUGUCCACGUCGGUGUACGCUUGUUCCAGAGGUACUGCCCUGAGCGACUGUAACUCCAGCACCGGUAAGCUUGUCUGCGAGACGCGGCCCAUCUACGGAGGCACGGGCCAUCCAGACAUCUCUGGCACCCGAUUCGACGAGCCUGGUUACAUUGCAAUCCCUGAUUGCAUGUGGGGCUCCUCGGAGUACGGCUUGGAGGCGCCGCCAGACCUGGACGGCGUUCCGCUGCACGUGGUCAAGCGAGCGAACGCCACAGACGGGCACUAUGGCGAGAUGUCGGGCGGGCAGCCCUGGGUGCUGCUGCACGAGCGCGCAGAAGUUUUGGUGUAGGUGUCCGCCGUCCGAGCCGGGGCCCGCUGGCGCCAUGCAGAAA